Molecule: messenger RNA, 1372 nt
Organism: Bradysia coprophila
Lineage: Eukaryota; Metazoa; Arthropoda; Insecta; Diptera; Sciaridae
Gene: kraken
Product: serine hydrolase like 2 kraken
Cellular component (GO): membrane
Source: RefSeq, a predicted model, not a curated record
UUUUUGCUUUUGACAGUCAUAAAGUCGAAAUUACAGUCGGCUGAUGUUGUUUCUAUUUGAAUGAAAUUCAUUUAUAAAAAUCAACUGAUAAAAUGGGAAACGAACAUAUUUGAACUGUACAUCGGCAGUACAGGUCGCUUAUCUUGUAAAUCGAUUGGUAUUUAGGCUAACUGGGAAUAUUUGGAGAACUGUUCUGGCGAAAAACUAAAUUGAUUUGUCAAGUUGUGAUAAUAAAUAGUUAAAUAAGUGAUAAUAGAAAUAAUGGCAUCAACAGUAGUAAAUGGUUUCACAAAUGAAGUCGAAUCAAAUGAAUUAUGGGAAGAAGUCCAAAUUCCAGUACCGUGGGGUUUCGUAGCAGGCAAAUGGUGGGGUUCUCGAAGUAAACAACCAGUAUUAGCGUUACAUGGUUGGCAGGAUAAUGCAGGAACAUUCGAUAAAUUGUGUCCACUGCUGUCUCCGAAUCUAUCAAUUCUUUGCAUAGACCUGCCCGGCCAUGGUAAAUCGUCACAUUAUCCGAAAGGCAUGCACUACUACCUUUUCUGGGAUGGAAUAUCGUUAAUUCGUCGCAUUGUCAAACACUUUGGCUGGCAAAAGAUAAAAUUGUUGGGUCAUUCGUUGGGAGGUGCAUUGAGUUUCAUGUAUUCGGCUUCAUUUCCGGAUGAUGUUGAUCGAUUUAUCAGUAUUGACAUAGCCGGGCCUACAGUCCGAGAUCAUCGAAAAUCGGCUGCAAACACCGGUGACAGCAUCGAUAAGUUUCUGAAAUAUGAAAAUCUGCCGAUUAGCAAAAUGCCGUGCUACGAAUAUGAAGAAAUGAUAGACAUUGUGGUGGACGCCUAUGCGGGUUCCGUCGAUCGUGAUGGUGCUAAAACAUUGAUGAUUCGCGGCAUGGGCUCAGCACCGAAAUCGAUCAAUGAAAAAGGAUUCCAUUUUGUGAGAGAUUUGCGUCUUAAAGUGUCGGCGUUGGGAAUGUUUUCGAUGGACCAAGUGCUUAGUUAUGCCGAACAAAUUAAAUGCGACGUCUUGAAUAUUAGAGCUGUACCUGGCAUGGUGUUCGAUAACGUGGAAGUGUAUCCGAAAAUUUUGGAACACACCAGAAAGAAUGCAAAGAGUUUGCGGUAUGAGGAAGUAUCUGGUACACAUCACAUACAUCUGAACACGCCGGACCGCAUUUGCAAACUAGUUGAUGAGUUUCUGUUGGCUGGACAAGUGUCCGCAAGCAGUAAACCUUAAAUGGGUUGUGGGAAAUUGUAGGAAUAUUGAGCACCGAUUAUACGUACUAUUGCCGCACACAUACACACACCAAUUGACAAAAUUAAUUGCAAAGAGUUCCGUUGAAUAAAAAAUUAAUUUAUUUUCUGAAAAUAAAUGUGUU